AGCAAGGAUAGUGGGUUCAGUGCCUCUUGUGGCACCAGCUCCACCUUCACCUGUUGCAUAACUGUCUGUCCUGGAGCUUGCAUAGAAUAAGUUGGUGAGCAAUCUCAUGGAAGAACAGCCAAGAACAUCCUCUAGUCACUGCUGCUGGUCAUGGGGUGGGCCUUCCUUGUGGUCAGGGGUGAAUGCUGUAUCUUGGGAGGGUGCCUUGAGGAGAGCAAGGGAAGACAGACAGUCCACCUCUCUCUGUGUGUGCCCUCCUCGGUUUUUCUAUUAAAAAAACUCAGAUCAGGACAUACCACACCAGUCAAUAAAAAGGCAACAGCAAACAUUUUCCUUUCCCCCUUGCCUCACGAAGUCACAUCAGGGCAUAUAUAAAUAUAUUGUCCUUGCAGGAGGAGGUUAAAAAUAAAGAAAAGUACUGUCCUGUGACUUUACAAGGAAAAAGGAAACCUUUCCCUGUGUCAUAGUGUUAGGAGAUGUGGAACAUCCUGAUCUGAGGUUUCUUUUGGGAAGAUGUGGGUGUGGGGAGGUGAAGUGAUUGCAUGAGGGAAAGGCAAAAACCACUUUUGUUGACGCCAAGAUGUUAAUGGGUUACAGAAAAGUUCUCAGAGGAUUACUCAGCAGCCAGAAGGCACAGGCGCUUUAGAACUGAGCUCACUUGCUGGCGUGAAGAGCCUCAAGCCAUCUUCUAUUCCCAGCUAGAGAGAACGAAAGUCGGGUUGUUUCUCGAUUCGUGGCUUAGCAUCUAAGAGAGACGGGCAGAGACACACAGAGAGGUGCUCCAGUGCCUCUGCUGCACCAUGGUGGUGCAGAAUAAUCUGGACCUUGGGGAUUCUAGAAAAUGGAUUGUGCUGGAGCCAUUUAUCCACCAGGUUGGAGGCCACAUGAGCAUGAUGAAGUAUGAUGACUACACCGUCUGCAAACCCCUCGUCUCCCAGGAGCAAUGGUUCUACGAGACUCUCCCUGCAGCAAUAAAACGAUUCACACCUCAGUACAAAGGUAUUGUUUCUGUACACCUCAAGAAGGACAGCAUGGGCAAUUUGAGCCUCAUAGCCUGCCCGCAAACGGAUAACCGCAGUUCCCUGGACAAUGCCUCCAAGGAGUCUUCAAUGACAAUUUGGCAGAAGCUCAACCAGGCAAACACCAGCAGUGGUGACCACACGUUUGUCAAAUGGAAUCAUGGCCCACUCACAAACACCGCCAAGGACAGCUGCCAGGGGAAAGCGGUAUUACAGACAGACCUCCAGUACCACAGAGACGUGUCUUCAAUUAUGGAGGAUGCCAACGGGAACCAGCCAGAAAAGAACAGCUAUAAUCCCUGGGGACUGUACUGCCAUAAACAGCAUCUAAACCGCAUGUCUUCGAAGUAUAAUGAGAACAAACUUCAUCAAUUUUUGUUGCUUGAAAAUGUGGUAUCCAAAUAUAAAUGCCCUUGCAUUCUGGACUUGAAGAUGGGAACCAGACAGCAUGGUGAUGAUGCAUCAGAAGAGAAGAAAGCACGCCAAAUAAAGAAGUGUGAACAGAGCACAUCAGCAUCCCUUGGAGCCCGUAUUUGUGGGAUGCAGGUCUACCAGGCAGACACUGUUCAAUAUCUCUGCAAAGAUAAGUACUAUGGGCGGAAACUCUCACCAGACGGCUUCAGGCAAGCCCUCUUGCAGUUCCUUCACAAUGGGAAUCGCCUCCGAACGGAUCUUGUGGAACCUAUUGUGUCUCAGUUGAAGGCUCUGCUGUCGAUCAUCAAAAAGCAGAACUCUUACCGGUUCUACUCCAGCUCGCUUCUCAUAAACUAUGAGGGACUGGAGAAAGCAACACCUUCAGACAAUCACCCUCAGGGACACUGUCAGCAUACUAGCUGCUCUGUUCCACAUGGAAACAGCCACCCCAAAGUGGAUGUCCGUAUGAUAGACUUUGCUCAUACAACCAACAAAGGCUCUAGGUUUAAUCACACCAUCUAUGAGGGACCAGAUCAUGGCUACAUUUUCGGUCUAGAAAACCUAAUAAAAACUUUUCAGAGUAUCUCUGUGGGAGAAUGACAACGACUGAACUACCGAGAGACCUUGUGGUUGUAAAAGGCACACCCCGUACUUCAGAGCAAUGGCUCUCCCAGCAACUAUGUCACAGCCAGAGUUUUCAGAGGGUGAACUGAUGGCAUAUUAGGAAAAACUCUGAAGAUACUAAAUGCUACUGUGGAUUACACAGAAUCCAUCAUACCUGAGAUCCAUAAGAAGGUUAUUGCCCUUCCUUGUUUUAACGUUGUCCAUUCAUAUCAUUUCUCAGCUAGAAGGAAAUGUUACUUGAAAAUCAUUUUAGGACUUGUUCAUAAAGCACCAUUUAGACUUGCAAGGCCAACAGAGGCCAAACACAUGCCAUGCUCCUGAAAAGGGUGGUGUAGAUAGUUUAGCAAGUCCUUAAAAACCUCCAGCUUUACAUUUUAAUUCGCUGUUUGAUGGGCCAAGGACUUUCAAUAAAGCAAUCAGAUGACAACCAUGCUCCACAUGCUCAGCCGCCACCAAACUCUGGCACUUUAAAAAUGGACUGUAGAUCAAUUCCUUGAUUCUUUAUAUUCCAUACCAGAGUGUGGGGGGGGAAGUAUUCUCCAAGGAAUCUAUGUGUCAGCCGAAAGGAGUGAGUGAGUAAAGCAAUAAAAAGCAGGCGCAGAAGCAGGCAGGGGCGAGAUAGCCCCUCCUGGAAUAAGGCAGUGCUUUCAAAGGUUCUCCGAUGGAAGAGCUAGAAGGGCUGUUACGGAGAGGGUGCAAAAUCUGUGGAAUAACAGUCAUAAAUGAAUUCAUGUCAUGGCUUUUUAUAUUGGAGAGACGUCACCUGAGGAAUUAGACAGGCCUUGAAGACGUUUGCACAGAUAUCAGGGUUAGGGCCCAGAGGCGGAGCUAGCUGCUCCGGCACCCAGAGCGGCACACAUGCUGUGCACGUGGGGGCGAGUGUCUCAGGGGGAGAGAUGCCCAUGAGGGCAGAGUGAGCUGCCCAUAGCAGGCUGCUUUCAGUGGGAGAAGGGAGUUGCACUGCUUUGCCAGGAGCCUUCCUCCCUUCUCUCUUCCUUUUGCCAGCUCAGGGGAGGCUCCCCCUCCCCCCCCCCCAGGAAGCAGCCUGGGAGCAGGGGGCAAGGGCGCACCGCCCAAACGCGACUCCCAAACCUCCCCCAAGUUGUCAAAAUGAAGGGAGAAGGCCGCUAGCAAGGCGGCGCACCUCCGCCCCUUCCCCGGACGGCUCGGGGUAGGCUUGGGAGUCACGGGUGGCUGCCACGUCGAAUGUCACCCCCCUCAGUGAUGGCACCCGGGGCGGUCCACCCCCGGCCCCCUUCCUCUGCCCCUGUUAGGGCCCAAGUGUCAUCUAGAUGUUUUGUGCUGCAUUUCUGUGCAUGUGUGUGCGCGCCGACAAAACUUGACAAAAUGUUUACAGACUUUGUUAAUCUUUGUGAAUAUGGAACCACCAAUUAAUCGAUUCCUUCCUGUGUCCUAUGUCACAUGGGAAAACUGUUAGAAUAUGUUUAAAUAGAAAGAAGCCCAAAAUGGGAAUGUCAAACUGUAAAUAAAUUGCAUAGGCCGUGUAACAAACUG
Molecule: messenger RNA, 3572 nt
Organism: Podarcis raffonei (Aeolian wall lizard)
Lineage: Eukaryota; Metazoa; Chordata; Lepidosauria; Squamata; Lacertidae
Gene: IP6K3
Product: inositol hexakisphosphate kinase 3
Exons: 6
Coding region: 801-2033 (410 amino acids)
Biological process (GO): inositol phosphate biosynthetic process; phosphatidylinositol phosphate biosynthetic process
Cellular component (GO): nucleus; cytoplasm
Molecular function (GO): inositol hexakisphosphate kinase activity
Source: RefSeq, a predicted model, not a curated record